UUUUUAUAUACAGCUAAUUCACUUUUCUUAUCAUGGUUUAUUUUCUGAAUAAUAAUAAGACUCUUUAUAAUUCAUUUCCCAUUUCCCAAAUUCCCAAAUAUUAUUCAAACUCUGUCUUCAUCAAAUUGAAGCUUUGUAUUUGUCUCAGAUCUCCAGGAAUUAAAGAAUGGAUCACGACGAGACAGGAUGCCAAGCACCAGACCGCCCCAUCCUCUGUGUUAACAACUGUGGGUUCUUUGGCCGUGCAGCUACGAGGAAUAUGUGUUCCAAAUGCCACCGAGAGACGUAUCUCAAAGAGGAACAAGAAAGGCUUGCUGUUUCAUCCUUUGAUAAUAUCGUGAAUGGGACCUCUAACAAGGGCAAAGAAGCUGUUGCUGCUGUUUCCGUUGAUGUGAAGUCUAAGGAAGUAUUGACAAAAGACGUAAACGUUCAAGUAUCAUGUGAUUCAAGCCUCGCACAACCUUCCGAGCCUAAGAAAGCUGGUCCAAGUAGAUGUUUAACUUGUCGUAAGCGUGUUGGUUUGACGGGUUUCAGCUGCAGGUGUGGAAAUCUGUUCUGUGCCGCUCACCGAUACUCCGACAAACAUGAUUGUCCCUUCGAUUAUCAGGGUGCUGCUCAAAAUGCAAUAGCCAAAGCCAAUCCCGUCAUCAAGGCAGAGAAGCUUGAUAAGAUCUAAAACGAUAUAUAUCGAGUAAUGAGUUUCUCGUUCUCCAUCCAUGUUUCUUGCUUUAUGUAUUGUUGCUUCCCUUGUUAGAGAUCCUUAUAUCUAUAAAUUUAUGUGGUCCCAUGGCAAGGGCAGUCACAAUCUGGUGCGCUAGCCCUGUUGUUCAACAGGGCUAGCCACCUUUGCACCCGUUUGUAAGUACUUAUUGCUGAUUUGUGGCACUUUAGUAAUCGAUUUGCGAGUUUUACUUCUU
Amaranthus tricolor (Joseph's coat) is the source of this 917-nucleotide messenger RNA. Its product is annotated as zinc finger A20 and AN1 domain-containing stress-associated protein 8-like. Gene Ontology annotation, molecular function: DNA binding; zinc ion binding. The record is from RefSeq and is a predicted model, not a curated record. The transcript has 2 exons. The coding region runs from base 167 to 676 and encodes 169 amino acids. NCBI's taxonomy places the organism in Eukaryota, Viridiplantae, Streptophyta, Magnoliopsida, Caryophyllales, Amaranthaceae.